Messenger RNA from Ctenocephalides felis (cat flea), 2145 nucleotides. Its product is annotated as corticotropin-releasing factor-binding protein-like. Gene Ontology annotation, biological process: negative regulation of corticotropin-releasing hormone receptor activity; hormone-mediated signaling pathway; negative regulation of corticotropin secretion. Lineage: Eukaryota; Metazoa; Arthropoda; Insecta; Siphonaptera; Pulicidae. Bases 207 to 1268 code for a protein of 353 amino acids. Gene Ontology annotation, molecular function: corticotropin-releasing hormone binding. The transcript is spliced from 8 exons. The record is from RefSeq and is a predicted model, not a curated record.
GGCAGGCUCAACAUCAACGGCGUAUCGACCCGGGACGCCAAAGCAACCCGGGUCGAUUCCGUCGUUGUAUGCUCGAGAAGCCGAAAUUAGCAGGCCAGUGGGAUAGCGAAAUUUUUAUUUGGAUUGGAGUUCUUGGAUAACUUAGUGUGAUAAAUUUCAAGAAGACACAAUUGACAAAUUUUAAUAUAUUAUAUUAAAUUAUCAAAAUGGCAAGAAUCGGGACGCAAUUUCAAGCAAUUUUUACUUCAAUACUCAGCAUAUUAUUUUUGAGCCAAAUGGUCACAUCUGCCAGCAUACAGGAUUGGGUUCAUGAUGAAUUGAGUCAACAACCUUCAUUGAACCUGGUUUUACCACAAAGACCAGAACAUAUAUUAACAGAUUGUAUGCACGUCACAUCAGAAGACGGUGACUUCUUUUUCAAAAGCAAUGGUGUCGAAGAUUCUUCAGCAGAAGUUCCAGUUUGUGGUCUUUAUUUGAUCACAGAAGCCAACAUGAGGGUCGAAUUGACAAUUAGGCAUUUUGAUGUACCUUGCGAAGACGGUGGACUGAUUGCAUGGAUAGACGGCUGGGAGCUAAACGGCGAGAUCUUCCCUUCGCCUUCGGACCAUCCAUCGGCGAUGCGCGACCGCGUCGCCGAAAUGUGCGGCGCUUCCGGCCCUUUGUCGUCGUCCUCUUCCGUGGCGGCGGCUGCGAGUUCACCGCUCCAGAGUUCCCUGACCGGAGCGCCGUUGACGGGACGCCACUGGGUGGGAAGGACGCUGAGGAGCAGCCAGAAUGCGGCACUGCUCCAGUACAGGGUCGGAGGCAGGGGCCGGGGGUUCGGGGUCAGCGUCAGAUACGUUCCGAACCAUUCUCCUUGUAAUAUUCUGGUGGAGGGACUGGCUCCGUCGUACACUUUGAGAAAUCAUGGAAAACGUGGAAAUUGUACACUGAGUGCCAUGUACCCGUCUGUCGUCAGAGUCUUAUCAAUGCAAGUCGGAGAUGACAGGGGUUUAGAGACUGGCACCUUGCACAAGUGUCAAAAACGUGGAAUUGACGAUUUCGUAGAAAUUGGAGGCACAGAGGGUUUAGACAGUGUUUCAUUACAAAGUAUGCCCUCGAUAUGCGGACAAGAUUCCAGACCCGGGAGAGAGCAAGCGAUUUUCUGCGGCGUGAGUACGGUGCGACUGCAAUCUAGCGGCCGGUACAACAACCAAAUUACUUUGACGUUACGGCCGGCAGAGGAGCAAGACUACAGCGCCAUGUCGGCGGUCGUGUGCGGUGUCUGAAUCAACAAUUACAAUGCAAAUAAAUAAAAAAAUAAAAAAUGUAUUAAUAAAGACUAAUGGAGCUUUGCAACAAUCAUCGGGAAUCCAAAAUUAGAUUUAUACUCACUCCAAUAAGUGAAUAAGAAAUUAUUUUUAUUUACUUCUUGGAAUUGAAUAUGAAUCUUGAUUUUGAUUAUGCUACAUUUAUGAUGUUUUGGACCUGAAUACGUACCAUUAUCAGGUUUUUUUAGUCAAGAACUGUUAUUUUUAUAGUUAUUAUAUUAAUAGUUAUUUUGAUGAUCAGGGAAUUUCACGAAGAUGUUAUUUAGCAUUUAGAUGUUUAUUACGUACUUUAUGAAAAAAAGACAAAUUGUGAAGAGAAAAUUAAGUGCAAUUCCUCUUGUUUAUUACAUUUAUCAAUAUAUUUAAAUUUGUAUCAUAGCGCUUGUUAAUGCUACUUUUUGGCUAAGAAACCUGGUGAUGGAACGUAUAUAGUUCCAAAACAUCGUUAAUGCCUAAAACCUUUCGUGUUUUUAUUUAUUUCUUAGAUUAUUUGAAAAAAAAACAGUAAAUUAUUUCAUUAAAAAUCACCUACCAAAUAUAAUAUAAAAAUAUUAUUUGUUAAAUCGUUUAACUCUCAGAAAUCGUUUAAGUCUCAGAAAAAACAGAUGCGCCAUCUCUGUGUAUGUUAUUCCAACUGAAGUUAACUUUUUGGAAUUUGUUAUAGUUUUUUGUGUGUAAGAACAAAAAAUACUAAUUUAUAUUCACAUAAUUAUUAAUACUAAUUGCUAUAUAUCAUUCUGAUUCUACGAUAAAGUUGCAAGCUCCUUCUACUGUAAUUGAUAAUGAGAAAAAAGAUUUAAAAACUUUAAACAUGGAACAAACUUUACAGUUAAUA